AACACUGCUGCAGCACCACCACGCCACCGGCCAGUUCCUCUAGGCAAGCUGACCUGUGUGGACGGCACCUGAAUAUUCAGCAAGGACCUAACACCAGUAGGCUUCAUGAUAAAAAUGGAGUGAGAGAAACAGCUAAACGACUAAAGAAUUGGACCUGCUGUUUUGUGCGUAUUUUCUAUCUAUUUUACUCACAAAAAAACAAACACACGGUACAACAUACUACGACUCAUAUGUCUGUAAAUUAGUAGAACUGUCACAUCUACAACGGUCUUGCAUGUCUGAGCAGGAGUCGAUCAAUCACACUGUAGGCUACUUUUACACGUUGCGCGCCUGCUACUGCCUUCGCCGCUCUGUCCGGUCUACCCGUGGUCUAGACUGUUCCAAGCCCCGGUGCAUUGACCAGCCAACUAAGCCGCAGUCAUGGGAGGGAAUUUGGGGUGCCACCGCUCGAUCCCCAAAGACCCGACGGAUUUCAGCAACAGCAAGCGCAAGUUUAGCGCCGCGUGCAACUUCAGCCACAUCCUCGUGAACCAAGAGCGGUUGAAUAUCAACACGGCCACCGAGGAGGAGCUGAUGACUCUACCAGGAGUGAACCGCACGGUAGCGCAGAAUAUCGUGGAGUACCGGAACUGCAUUGCGGGGUUUAAAAAGGUAGAGGACUUGGCUCUCGUGAGCGGAAUCGGUGCCGGCAAACUGGAGAUUAUCAGACUGGAAAUAUGCGUCUCGAGCAGGACGGGUUCGUCCCAACACUCGCCGUCGUCUCUGCGUAAAGACUUCGAGCCCCACCUGUCAUGCACAGGUAUGAACAUCAACACCGCCACACCGGCGCAGCUCAUGAGCAUCCGUGGCAUCACGGAUAAAAUAGCGAAGAACAUAGUAGAAUACCGGAUGGGAAAUGGUCCGUUUAAAAGCAUCGAAGACUUGGUGAGGGUCAAUCACAUAAACUCCUCUCUAUUGGACAAAAUUCGCUUUCAAGUGUUCGUAGAGCGUUCCAGAACACCUUCCACCAAUACUAACGGGGGGUUGGCAUACACUACCAAGUCUCACCCGAGCCCCACAUCAUUCAGUCUCCGGAGUGAAGACAUGGAGCUUCCACCCGGGGGGCCGACUCGGAUUAUGUCUGUGCGGCCCAACGUGGAGCCUCCGUCGGGGAUGCGGGACGGGAAAGCGGUGGUCAGGGUGGCAACCUGGAACCUCCAGAACUGCUCUUGUGAAAAGGCCAACAACCCGGGCGUCAAAGAGGUCGUGUGUAUGACAUUGCUUGAAAACGACAUCAAGUUACUGGCAGUCCAAGACCUGGUAGAUCGGGAAGCCCUUGACAAGUUCUGUGUGGAACUGAACCAGGGCUCGUUGGACAGCGUGAGGAAGUGGAGAGGACCACGGGGGGUCUGGAAGAGUACCGUCUCUGAGAAACCCACAGGACUGUCCAACAAGGGAGUCAGUUAUUCUGGGUUCCUGUGGGACAGCUCUUCUGGGAUUGACCUGAAAGAUGCUUCCGUCCUGGAGAGUCCUGUUGUCAACGGCAAUGGGAAACACGCCCGGCCGUAUCUUGCCCACUUUUAUAUUGGAUCGUCUGAGCUGACGAUGGUCAAUGUCCACAUGAGAGCUCCGGCUGUGUCUGGGGCUGAGGAGUCCAACGUUAGGAACCACCACUCUGAGGAAGUCAAGGCCCACAGACUGACCUCUAGUAUCCAGAAGGCACUGAAAGUGGGUUAUUGCAUUCGGUUAUUUGACGUCGCUACAUGGCUAAUGUCCAUCUGUGGUUUCUGUGUGACAGUUCAGAAGGGCCUGGUGGUGUUGGGGGACUUUGGCCUUUCCCCCCAGAGCAGUGAGCUAGACCAGCUGAGGAAGGAGCGGCUGAGCCCCCUGGUGCCCCCCAACAUGUUCACCAACAUCAGCACCCGCUUCCCCCAGGGCUCCCUCUGUCUGGACAACAUCUGGGUCAGCAAGUCACUGAAGAAGAUCUACGCAGGUCACUGCGUGGUGGUGCGGGAGGGCCUGACCAACCCCUGGAUACCUGACAACUGGUCAUGGGGCGGGGUGGCGUCCGACCAUUGUCCUGUCAUGGCCGAGUUCUUUGUGGACGUGGCGCUGAAGGAGCUGAGAAACAGAGUUGCCGUGGUAGAGAGAGGAGAAAGUAUGUCGAAACACGAACGGUGACGACCACUCGCGGUCACCACGGACAUACAGAUGUGGCGGGAGAUUGUGACAUCAUGACAUGUCAAAUUGACCUGACUGUGCUCUGGACUGGAUCCUGCUUUGGUCUGGUUUUGCAGUGGAUCAACGGGUGGAUUUACCUGACGAAUGUGAAUUGAAGCACCGAGAUUGCCUUUUUAGUUUCCUUUAUCAAUGUACAGUCGAGGCUACCAUGACAUUGAUUUGGAGUAAAUCAUUUAAGCGGUGUGUGUGUAUAUAUGUAUGUUAUAGACAGACAUGAGUGUGCCAAAAACAUUUUUAAUAUGUAUAUGAAAUAAAAGGAAAUGAAUAGACAUUC
Salvelinus fontinalis (brook trout) is the source of this 2494-nucleotide messenger RNA. Its product is annotated as endonuclease/exonuclease/phosphatase family domain-containing protein 1-like. Gene Ontology annotation, biological process: DNA repair. Gene Ontology annotation, cellular component: plasma membrane. Gene Ontology annotation, molecular function: DNA binding. The record is from RefSeq and is a predicted model, not a curated record. The transcript is spliced from 7 exons. Bases 421 to 2160 code for a protein of 579 amino acids. Lineage: Eukaryota; Metazoa; Chordata; Actinopteri; Salmoniformes; Salmonidae.